Messenger RNA from Gongylonema pulchrum, 294 nucleotides. The record is from the annotation of a GenBank genome assembly. Lineage: Eukaryota; Metazoa; Nematoda; Chromadorea; Rhabditida; Gongylonematidae.
UAUGUGCAGAAUGGAGCACUUGUUGCAGCUUUUACAUAUGCUUUUACAGUGUCGUUAUUCAAAUAUGUAUCAGUUUUGAAUCGUUUUGCGCAAUUGGAAUUUAAAUAUGGCGAUUUGGAACAGAGCAAAACAAUUUUUGAGGCUCUCAAAUUAUCCACUCAUAAAAUGCGAUUAUUUUUCAAAAAAUGGAUGGAUUUGGAGCAAAAAUUUGGUACUGAAAAACAGCAAACUACGGUCAAAGAACGAGCCAUGGAAUAUUUGGAGGAUAUCGCCGGAACACUCACUGAGGCGUAG